ACCCACCCGAUCUUUCUGCACCGUGAGCAGUCAUGAAGCCCCUCUACUCCAUCUUAGCUCUUCUCCUCGUCCUCUUCGCCUCUUCCUGCCUCCAAGUCACCAUGGCAGGCUCAGCGUUCUGCGAGUCCAAGUGCAAGGUGAGGUGCUCCAAGGCGAGCGUUCGGGACCGGUGCCUCAAGUACUGCGGGCUGUGCUGCGAGCAGUGCCGGUGCGUGCCAUCGGGAACGUACGGACACAAAGAUGAGUGCCCCUGUUACAGGGACAAGUACACAGGCAGUGGGAAGAGGAGGCAACCCAAGUGUCCUUGAUCGAACACCUUUGCGGCAUCUCCGUGUCUUUCGAUACUUCUCUGCCUCUCCUCCUGCCAAAGGUAUUUUGGCUAUAGUGGAUGGAUUAUGAUGAGAUAUACGUAUAUACGGAUAUGUUGUGUGUGCGUUUAUAUAUACAUAAAAAAGAGAGUGAUAUGUUGUCCAUAUAUUUCAUAUAAAUAAAUAUUAAAAAAAGCUUUCCACAAGUAUAAAAUGAAACAAAAGUUUGGAACAUCGCAAUGUAUAUAUUUCUUCAGGAAAAGCUUGAAUCAAAUCUCAGUCAAAUGGUGGAAGAAGGUCCUCAGAA
Molecule: messenger RNA, 615 nt
Organism: Musa acuminata AAA Group (dessert banana)
Lineage: Eukaryota; Viridiplantae; Streptophyta; Magnoliopsida; Zingiberales; Musaceae
Product: peamaclein-like
Exons: 2
Coding region: 33-308 (91 amino acids)
Source: RefSeq, a predicted model, not a curated record